This is a messenger RNA of Caenorhabditis sp. 36 PRJEB53466, 7179 nucleotides long. The record is from the annotation of a GenBank genome assembly. NCBI's taxonomy places the organism in Eukaryota, Metazoa, Nematoda, Chromadorea, Rhabditida, Rhabditidae.
AUGAGUAAAUGUAAAAAGUACAAGGAGGAGAUCAAUGGAAAUCAUUCGGAAGUCAUCGCGAACGCCGGAGAUUGCGUGGAGAUCUGUCCGCGGAUCGGAAGGUAGAGCUUGAACUCGGCGGGCAGCUCGUCUUCCGUGUAGAGCCGGUCGGCGAAGUACACGCGACGGAUGCGGCAGUUCGCGUGGAUUUGGUUACACCAUAGCCCGCACCUGUUUGUACAUGGUGACCCAGGCAAGCUAUGAGUGGAAGAAUUCGGAUUCGAAUUGGAACGGCGAAGAAGCUUAUUGCUAAGCGUCUCGCUCACACGCUACCAACCAAAAAUGAGAUCAAGUCAUUCAACAUCGAUGAGAUCGUCACACUUCUGGAGGAUCUGGCCGGAGACGUCGAAAGUCUCACCAAGCAAGUGGUGACGUUGGAGCGGUGUGAGCAGGAAUGGAGGCACCUCGAACAAGUCAACCCAGACGAGGUCGCGGAACGGGAACGGUACGUAGCGAAAUACCAGGAUUUCGUGCCGUUCAUAGCCGAAGGACGGCAAAGAGUGGUCCUCAUCAAGGAACUCUACACGGUCGGUCACGAACGACUAACGGAAAUGGACAAGCGGGAAGCGGAACAGCACCUCACAGUUGAGGAACUAGCUGUACAGUUGGAAGACGACAUGCAGAGCGGCAUCCACAAGGAAGUCCGACAGGAGCAAGGAGACAAGCAGGACGGUAAAAGACUUGUCACCCCAGCCCGACAGGAUUCAAUGGAUACGAAUUCAACGGAACGGAACACCGGAGGAGCAGUGACUGACCCCAGAAGCAACAGGGCAGCACCAACGAGUCUCCCGGUGAACGAAGGAAGCGGAUUGACGGAUCUUCCGAGGACUGGAAGCGUCGUUCCACCUGUGCAGACAAUCGUCGCUCCACCAGUGCCUGUACAUUCUAUCGGUUAUGCGGUACCAAUGACCGUCGGACACAUUCAACUGCCUCAGAUGGCACUACCAGAGUUCAGUGGAGACAUUCUGGCGUAUCCAGCAUUUCGAGAAGCUUUCGAAUCGAUCAUGGGAAGCUUGGUAGUCGACGACCUCACGAAGUUGCACUACCUCAAGUCAGUGGUCAAAGGAGAACCUUCGAAGCUCAUUGCCCACAUUCGGACAACUCAGGCCAACUACCAACUGGCCAUCAACGCCUUGGAUCGACAGUACGGAGGACGUUUGAGAGUGAAGCAAGUCUUGAUGCAACAACUGCGAGACCUCCCGGACAUCUGCCACAGCAGCGAGGCAGAAGUACUUCAAAGCUUCGUCAUUCAAGCAACGUCCGUGUUUGAAUUGAUGAUUUCGGCACAGUGCGAUGUUGACAAUUCGGUCACAGCCAGUCUCAUCGAAUGCAAACUACCGAAGAGAAUCAUCGCGAAGAUCUACGGAACUGCGAACAGCGACAACCCGUUUUCGGCUGGCCCACUACUGGAGCGAUUACGGGACAUCGCCACCGGAGAGAUGUUGGUGGACUCCAUCUACAACAACAGGCGAGGAGACAGACAUCGCAACACUACGACAACCAUGGCCGCGGUACAUCAUCAACACAACAACAAGCGGCAUGGACAACCACAAGGACAUCGCAACAGUGGAGAGACACAUCAGCAGCGGAAUCGGGUGGACAAGCCAUGUGCGUUUUGUGUGGAGGAUCGGAUGAUGCAUCAACCAAAAGAUUGUCGGAAGUACCCAACAGCUGAUGUGCGCAAGGAACGAGCAAAAGAGCUGCGUUUGUGCUUCAACUGUUUGAGUUCUAGUCAUUCGGCGAAGCACUGUCAAGGAAGAUGCCAAGCGUGCCAGGGAAGACAUCACGAAGCAAUGUGCUUCCAUCGGGAGAAUGGCCAGCGACAGGGAGGAUUUGGUUCGAGUCCAGGAGGAUUCGCGGACGAAGGCAGAGGAGGAAGCGAACGAGUUCUUUCAAGAGACUAUGUAUCGUCGGGAGGAUGGAAGAUUCGUGGUUCGACUACCUUACUGCGACAAGGAUGGCAUCAACGACAACCGGAAACUGGCGUGGCAUCGACUCAUCGGAACCAUCAAGCGAUUGGAGAAGGAUCCGGAACUGUUGAAGAAGUAUGGAGCAAUCAUUGCCGAGCAGAUCGGAUUGGACUUCUUGGAGCGGGUCGAAGACGAAGGACACACGGACGGCGUUAUCGUACACUAUCUGGCACACCACCCCGUUAUCAAGAUGAGUUCCAAAUCAACGAAAAUCAGGAUGGUAUUCGAUGGCUCAGCUGUGUUCUUCAAAACCGAACGCUCACUCAACGAUCAUCUGCACACUGGAGAAAGCCUUCUACCGCAGAUUCAAGGUGUCAUGCUCAGAAUUCGUGUCAGGAAGAUCUUGCUCUCCGCGGACAUCCAGAAGGCAUUUUUGCAAAUGGAACUUCACGUGGAAGAUCGGGAUGCAACUCGCUUUCUGUGGAAAGAUCUGGAGUCUGGCAAGAUCGUGUGCUACCGAUUCAAACGGGUACCGUUUGGAUUGAAGUCGUCACCGUACCUUCUAAACCAGUGCCUCAAGACGCUGUUGUCAAGUCAAGAUCAGCCUAUCGCAAGGGACAUGGCCAGGAAUCUGUACGUCGAUAAUGUCUAUAUUGGAGUGGACAGCAUCGAAGAAGCCAAGGAGGCCUACCAUCAGUCGAAGGAGAUCUUGAAGCAAGCUCAGAUGAAUCUGUGCCAGUACGUGAGCAAUUGCACGGAAUCCAACCAGUUCUUUGCCGAGCAAGAACACGCGGAACCGGAAUCUGUGAUGCAGAAACUUCUGGGAGUGUCAUGGGACACAAGCACGGAUGAGUUCAUCUUCUCGUUUCCUUCCGUGGCUGCAGAACUGAUGACCAAGAGGAAGACACUGAAGAUCGUGGCGGGGAUCUACGAUCCUCAAGGAUUUCUCACCCCAACGACUUUGGCGGGAAAGCUGUUUUUCCAACAACUUCAUGGAUCGAAUUGGGAUGAACCGUUGUCAGGAGAGCAACAUCGACAGUGGCAGACGAUCAUGAAAAACUGGAAGGGGGAUCCUUGGAGAAUUCCUCGACGACUGUUCAACGAUGAGAUCUGGAAUUCCGCGAUUGCAAUUCAACUGCACGUCUUCACGGAUGCAAGUCAAUUGGCAUUUGGAGCGGUGGCUUACUUGAGAAUUCUGACCAGCGCUGGAGCGUUCAGUCAAUUUCUCAUGGCCAAGUCCCGCGUCGCCCCAAGGAAGGAACAUUCGAUUCCUGCAUUGGAGAUGGUUGGAAUUCUGUGUGGAGUCAGAGCUGCGAACUACGUCAUCAAGGAGAUGGACAUGAAGUUUGACGGAGUUUUUUUGUUUGGACAGACUCCUGUGCUCGCUCGACACUUUAGUCAACAACGGAAACAGUGGAACCAAGUUUAUCAGGAAUCGAGUCAAGUCAAUUCUGGAGCAAUCGGAGGGCUUCGAGUUCACACACGUCCCCGGAAAGCAGAAUCCAGCAGAUUACCUGACUCGUGGACUGAAGUUCGCGGACCUGAAAGAAUCAACAAGUUGGAUCAACGGACCAGGAUUCCUGCAGGAGACCAAGGACCUACCGCUUCGUCGAUUCACGUUGGAUCAAGUGGCUACUACACUCAUGACAUCGGCGGAGGUUAUCCACGAGGUCCCAAUUGACCCACACAAGUUUGGAUCGUUCCACCGAAUGCUACGGACGAUUAUGGUCAUGCUUCAAUUCAUGAUUAUGAUCACCAAGAGACGUUUACCAAAGGAGCAACGGGAGCAGUACAACCUGACCAACCACGAAUGUGCUACGCGGGCAAGAAGGAUAGCGUAUCGUUGGGCGCAAUGGAUUGACCCUCCGUCUGAACAAACAAUACGCAAUCUACGACUACGCCAGAAUCCGGAGGGCAUCUGGAUGUACCAGGGCAGAGUGGAACAACGGCCGUUGAUUUUCCUUCCUCAAGGACAAAUCAGUCGUCUUAUUGUUCUCGAUCUACACGAACGGUUCAGCCACGGCAGUCCACUUUUCACGUUGGCACAACUGAGAGCUGAAUUCUGGAUUCCAAGAGGUCGCGCCUUUUUGAAGAAGUCGAUUGGGAAAUGCUACGGUUGCCGCUACUUAUCCACACUGCCGUAUCGACAACCUGAUUUUGCGGCUUUUCCGGACCUCAGAAUCGCCCCGGCUCGACCAUUUGAGAACUGCGGAGUGGAUUUUGCUGGACCAUUGAAAGUCAAGAUGGAUGGAGCAGUUCGGAACAUCUACUUCGUGCUCUUCACAUGCCUCUACACUCGCUUCAUCCAUACGGCCGCAAUCAAAGACAUGGAGACUGUGACGUUUCUUCACACUCUACGAAGGAUGUGCGCAAUGUUUGGAAUACCCAAGAUCAUCGUUGCGGACAAUGCAACUCAGUUUGAGAUGCUCAACAACGUGUUGACGGAACUUCAACAACAACAACGGAACCGGAUUGUCAACUCGACUACUCUCCCGGAAUUCAAGUUCAUCAAAGCUCAUUCACCAUGGGCUGGAGGUGUCUACGAACGGAUGAUCGGCCUGAUAAAGAGAUCACUGACCCGAGCUGGAACGACACGCGUUCUAAUGAGCAUCGAGGACUUCACGACAGUUUUGGCUGAGUGCACAUCCAUUGUCAACAGCAGACCGUUGACGUACGUUGCCUCGGAUGAUGACAUCACCCCCCUACGACCGAUUGACUUUGUGUAUCCUGCCAACCGCUUUGACGGGGUUAUGGAUUUGUCCUCACCGCCGGAUACCGAUGGACAAUCAUGGGAACGUCGAUACUUGAUGGAACAUUGGAGUCAGUCGUCGUCAAUCACGGAAAACUUCCAACGACGAUGGGACAAGGAGUACAUUCAAGUACUUCAGGAACGACAUCAACAGUCGCAUCGACAGACGUCUACGGCGAAGGCCACCCCGAAGGUUGGAGAUGUUGUUCUGAUUGAAACGCCGAUGGUUGGAAGAACGAAGUGGCCGAUUGGACGGAUCGUCGAAGUGAAGACGCGGUCAGCGAAACUAAAAAAGGGAGCGACGAGAAGGAUCGUGGAAUAUCCUUGGAAACUUUUGUACCCACUGGAGACUGAGAUGAACGAGGCGACGGAGACUACUACUACUGACGAGACAGCAACAUCACCGAACGACGAAACGACACAGUCUCGAACCCCUAGAAGAUCAGUCCGAAUUGGUAACAGAAUCAACCAAGUGACAUUGGCUCUCACUCUGUUUGCUCUUUUCACAACAACGACAGCGGAAACGUUCGGAGACAAUGGGACGACUGAGGCGACAGGACAGGAAGUGGGAUCGUGGUCAACGAAGACGUCAUACGAGGCGAUUGGAUCGCUCAAGGACAGGCUCGGAUCAAUAAUGACUUCGUGGCUGUACACACUGGCAAUCUUCGGAGUUCUUCUGGCAAUCAAUGUCGCAAUCACAGUCAUGCGCGUUAUUGGAGGUGCUUACGAGACCACAGCAUGGAUUGUUCGACUGGUUGGAAUGGGAUCGCAAUGGAUCGGAAGACUGUGUUGUAAAUGCUUCGGAAGACGAUCGAGACAGCGACUCCCGACUAUCAUCGUUGCACUGAUGUUGAUUGGCAUGGCGGACGGAUGUAACGAAAUCGCUUCGAUUCAAGCUAACGAGAACGUUUGUGUCAUGGCUGGAAAGAAGAACACGUGCUACCUGAAUACGCUCUCAAUCUUGAAUGUACGACCGGACGGAUCAGUCGGAUGUUUUCGCGUCAAGAACGUGGAUCACACAUUGGAAACAUUCGUGGAAGUUCAAGCGGAAGCAAUCGUGUCAACAUGUAUACAGAAGUCACAUCACUUCACUCGGGAUUUCGACAUCACUCAUGAGUAUUCUCAUCGAUGCUCGGGAGCUGGAAGCUGCUCCGGAGAGAUUUGUGAAAAUCUCACGGCAAACGACACUAGUCUACCGGAAUUUUCAACGAUGUCGAAGAGCGCUCCUGGAUUCAGUCGAUGCUACAAAACAUGCGGUUGUGUGUCGUGUGGAGGAUGCUUUUGGUGCUCCCCAUCAUGUCUCUACUCGAGAUUGUUUGCGGUACCCAAAUCGACAUACGUCUACGAGAUUGUGACAUGCCCAACGUGGAAAACAGUUUUGGACGUCAGAGUUAACGGAGAUCGUGGAAAGCACCGGAUCGAACAUGGAGUACCAUUCUUGAUACCUCGGACGAACAUCACACUGGUCGUCACUGGAUUCUCGACACCACCGACUCCAGUGCACGCGGCAACGUUCAUCAAACGAUGGAAGACAACUGAUCAGAGUGCUCAAUUCGGCUUCACCUACACGUCUGUUGCGCAGGCGGGAACGCCCACCAAAGGGAUGGUGGGUGAAUUCCAAUGUGCAACCUAUCAAGACGCUCUCAACUUCCGAUGUCGAUUCGAUGAGAAUUUGUGCAGUUGCAUCGCGCAAGGAACCGUGCUCAGAGGUCCGUGUCGACACAUUCACCUCGAUGCGGUGCUCAAGAAGACGCUACUACCGAGAAGUGAAGCAGGGAUCGCCAUACUAACGGAAGGAGAACUGAUCAAAACGAAGCUGACAACGAGUUCUUUGGUUUCGAUUCAACUACAGUUCAGGAAUCAAUCGAUUCAUCGGAUCGUGAAAGACGACAACUGCAGCAUUGCAACGACGACGAUCACGGGUUGCUUCUCCUGUGGAAAAGGAGCGUUGUUGACUGCGACGUGUACCUCCAUGGUUCACAAAAGGAUCGAAGCGACGGUCAAGUGCCCGACGAUUGGGGUGGAUUUUCUAGAAUGCGGUAUCGGCGGAGUGCGAGGGAAAAUCAAUUUCCAUUCGACCCAGCGGAAGAUCGAGGAAACUUGUUCCAUUUCGUGUGGAACAGUUAAGCAGGAAUUCUCCUUGCAAGGAGAACUAGCGGAAGAAGCAACGUUCGAUGCGUCUGCACUUCGGGAUCGGUUUGCGGAUUUCACUCAGAAGAUCGGGGAAGGAGGAAUUUUCGAAGUCAUCACGGGAAAGAUAGCUGCCGUUUGGAGCACCAUCACUUCAUGGAUCGGCUCGGGAAUCGUCAUCAUGGUUGUGCUGGUUAUCGGAGGAGUAUGUUGUGUCCAGUGUGUCGGAGGAACGUCGGUUGGCUGGCGUUACAUUCCCUUUGCCCGGGAGUGUCGCAGAUCGCGAUAUCGACGACGGAGGAGAUGAUCAAUGACCACAUGGGAGAGCAUUCCCAUCGAUUCUCACGAUAA